Molecule: messenger RNA, 1667 nt
Organism: Nelumbo nucifera (sacred lotus)
Lineage: Eukaryota; Viridiplantae; Streptophyta; Magnoliopsida; Proteales; Nelumbonaceae
Product: heat stress transcription factor B-4-like
Biological process (GO): regulation of transcription by RNA polymerase II
Cellular component (GO): nucleus
Molecular function (GO): RNA polymerase II cis-regulatory region sequence-specific DNA binding; DNA-binding transcription factor activity
Source: RefSeq, a predicted model, not a curated record
CACUACAAAACCGAGGAAAGAAACAACAACCGCAUAACCCAACCUCCCUUAACCCUUCCCUUCUUUUACAACAUAUUUUUUCCCCCACUCCCACUCCCACGCACGCACACUUACCCAUCAAGCCCCCCCCUCCCUCCCCUCCCAACUCUCUCUCUCUCUCUCUCUCUCCCGGUACCAUCAUCCUCUCUCACCCGCUCUAUCUGCUUCCAAACUAACCUUCUCUUCUUUUACAGCUUUUUUUUUUGAUCUUUUCUUUCUGCGUCAUUCUUUGACGACAAGUAAUUUCCACACCUCUUUCAUGGCUCUUAUGCUAGAUAAUUGUGAAGGCAUCUUACUGUCGUUAGACUCUCACAAAUCUGUACCAGCUCCCUUCCUCACCAAAACCUACCAACUCGUCGAUGAUCCCACCACCGAUCAUAUCGUCUCUUGGGGCGAAGACGGCACCACUUUCGUCGUCUGGCGUCCUCCCGAGUUUGCUCGCGAUCUCCUUCCUAACUACUUCAAGCACAACAAUUUUUCUAGCUUCGUCCGUCAGCUAAACACCUACGGUUUCAGGAAGAUUGUCCCGGACCGGUGGGAGUUCGCCAACGAUUUUUUCAAGAAAGGAGAGAAACACUUGCUAUGCGAAAUCCAUCGAAGAAAGACAUCUCAACCCCAAGUGUCCAUUAGCCAUCACCAUCAUCCACAUCACCACCCGCAUUCGCCGAUCGGUGCUGCUGGUGCUAUUGGUGGCCCUGGUUUCUUCCCAUUUCCGAGCCGGGUUAGCAUCUCUCCUUCCGAUUCAGAUGAACAAACGAAUUGGUGUGACUCAUCACCGAUGUCGUCUCCAAGAGGAGGAGCUUCAGUUUUUGGCGGCGGCGGCGGUGGUUGCGGGAACAACUCGGUGUCCGCACUUUCGGAAGAUAACGAGAGACUGAGAAGGAGCAAUUCCAUGUUGAUGUCCGAACUCGCACACAUGAAGAAGCUCUAUAAUGAUAUUAUCUACUUCGUGCAGAACCAUGUGAGGCCCGUUGCUCCUAGUAAUUCCUAUCCUUCUUCUCUUGUCAUCUGUAAUCCUUCACCCACUCCUACACCUCCGAUCACCAACCUUCCUGCAGCAUCGAUGGUGCAAAAGCCUUUUCACCAGCUGCUUGGGUUUUACCAGUCCAGCCCAAAGCAACCUUCCCAUGUCAAGGAUUCUUUCAACUCGUCUACUCCCUCAAAUGCCUCUAUAGCUGUGCUCGAAGAACCCAACGACAAUGACGACGACAACAACCACAACAAUAACAGUAAUAGUCGAACGAAGCUGUUUGGUGUGUCUCUUCAUUCCAAAAAGAGAUUGCACCCGGAACAGACAUCUCUUCCCACGAGUAUGGACACCAACAAGGCUCGUUUUGUGUUGGCCAAGGAUGAUUUAGGGUUGAAUCUUAUGCCUCCCUCUCAAUGUUAAUUCCUUUGAUGAACUCAUUAAUCAAGAGAUUCAGCUACUCUUUACUUUUCCCUUGCUCUCUCUUGUUUGAUUGUCAUGUUCUUUCCUGGGCCCGAGAGUCUGACAGUUGAUUGAGUGUGUAAGUGGGUGUUCUGUACAUAAGUUUGAUCCGGUAUUUUGUUGUUCCCCAGCCAUGAAUGCAGGUUGGUUUUGAUUAGAGUGAACAAAAAUGCAAGUUAUGUCAUCCACAUUAUCUUUC